CCCACCUCUAAUCAGACGUCAAGCAAUUCUGUCGCGUACGGUCGUUUAUUGUUCGCGCCGCCAGUUCGCGUUAUUUCGUAAGCCGUGGUUACAAGCGUCAAUUUUACAGUGACAUCAGUAAAAUUUAGCUCGUUUUAGUGUUCAGUGAUAUUUAUUAUUUUAAAUAACACAAGAAGAUGUCGUUCAACACCGAUAUUUCGACCAAAUUAGAAAAUAGCAGAAACACUCUGCGAAAAAUUGCCCGGCACGAUGACACGGAGUUCUCAAAACAGAGCAUCCUCAACGACAUGGAGAAGUUCGUCAAAAUGGUCAAUACCAUGGACGAGACCGUGCUAGUACCCAGCCGCCUGAUGAACCUGCCGCAGGAGGGAGACGAUGACCCAUUCAACAUGUUUGCCAUGCUGAAUGACUUGAAGACUGAACUAUUAUGGGCAGGGGAUGCUGAAGAUCAUGUAGAAAGAGGCAGACGGGUAUCUGAUAUCAGCGAUACAGAAAGUGAUGCGUCUAGUGCAGCUGGAGACUCGGGUAUUGACGGCGAAGAGGAGAGGGAGUCAACAGCGCGCGCGGCAGCUGCAUGCCGGAAGCAUCUACGGGGUCUCAGGCGGUCUCUGCGCCACCUGACUGCUGCCGCCGCGCAUCUCACGAGGUCAUAUCAAGAAGAAGUCGGCGCACCGGUGUAGGGUAUAUUUGUUUUCUGUGAUCAACGCCUAUCCCGCACGCGCUGUAUAUAUAGAUUAAGCGGCCCACGAUGUACAUAUAGUUUUAUAGGGCCGACCGUGUAUGGGAAUCUCAGUAAGUUAAAUGCGGUUAUUUAAUAAAUUUAAUUUUCAUUA
Molecule: messenger RNA, 833 nt
Organism: Achroia grisella
Lineage: Eukaryota; Metazoa; Arthropoda; Insecta; Lepidoptera; Pyralidae
Product: mid1-interacting protein 1-B-like
Exons: 2
Coding region: 177-680 (167 amino acids)
Biological process (GO): regulation of lipid biosynthetic process
Cellular component (GO): cytosol
Source: RefSeq, a predicted model, not a curated record